Messenger RNA from Lindgomyces ingoldianus, 1258 nucleotides. RefSeq lists its product as uncharacterized. The transcript is spliced from 6 exons. Lineage: Eukaryota; Fungi; Ascomycota; Dothideomycetes; Pleosporales; Lindgomycetaceae. The coding region runs from base 1 to 1089 and encodes 362 amino acids. The record is from RefSeq and is a predicted model, not a curated record.
AUGCGUUCAACUCAGGCUGUGUUAUCGCUGUUGGCUCUGGUAACAUUGCUCAACGCAAAUCCUGUCGAUGUGAGGAACAAGCUAGUGCCACGAUUUGAUCCUUUCAAUCCGUGCUACUCUUGCUUCCGAAGCACGUGGACUGCGGGCCCGGAGUGUACAACGGAUGAGCACCUUAGGUCGACACUAAGCCGUGUCACAAAUCCGCCAGCUUCUGCGACAUCUACAUACACAGCUACAGAAUGGUGCAGCAAUGAGCUCAGACAGACAGACUGGAGUACGGUUUACACAACAAGCAGCGGCGUAUCAACCUACACUAAUUGGUCCAUAACCCACCUCUUCGUCACAAAGACAGACCUAGACCAUCCUACGUCCACACGCCUCUGCCCCAUCCCAUCUCCUUCCAUGGAAUGUGGCUGGAGCAACCCUAACAUUAUCGCACCCCUCGACCAAGGCGAAGACUGGUCUAUCGAGCACUACUACAACUCCACCGAGUGUCAGCAAGUGUGCUUGGAGCAUCCAGCUUGUAAAGCAUAUCGCGUUGAAAAUGCCGACCAAGGAGGCUCGAAUUGCGAGAUCUUCAAUGUUGGGAUUGGGGUUAAUGGAAGUAACGUGAUUUCAGCGAGUAAGGGCGGUGUGCCGCAGUGGUGGGAUAGAGAUUGUCCAGAUCAUGCACCGACUGAGUGUAAAAAGGGCAAACUCCCUACGGCCACACCUGCCAAGACCACGAAUCCAUCCACCUCCCGUCCUAAGCCUACUACGGUAUCAGCAAAGCAUCCUGUACCCCGUCAGCCCGAAAUCACCCCCGCUCCGCAAAUCGAAAAGAUCGUGCCGAGGGAAGCAAUGAACCUCCAGAAGCGCAUCGAACCUGUUCCGAACUAUAUGUCAGAUCUCGAAUACUUUUGGUCGUCUAUUUAUCUAAUACCGGCGUGCUCUUGUCUUAUCACAUCUGCGAAGCCACCGACGAGAUCCACGACAACGAGUACGGUUACUAGCUGGACGGCUUCUACGACUGUAUAUACGACGUAUGAGGAUUGGUUUACGGUGACUACGACCCCGAGGGAGACGACUAUUUUCGUGAGCGUUAAUUGAGAUGCUGGAGACUCUAGAUAUGAAAUGUAUAUGAUGUAGCCGGUUUUGAGCAAAAAGAGAUUCUCCAUACUACAGAGAGGCAGAUCAUCAUCUUCUUUGUAGUGAUGUUGAGGUCUGCUCUGUGUAUAUAUUUCCGGUCUAUGUUGGAGUCGAAGUAAAUGGCAGUCUC